Molecule: messenger RNA, 5094 nt
Organism: Saccostrea echinata
Lineage: Eukaryota; Metazoa; Mollusca; Bivalvia; Ostreida; Ostreidae
Exons: 1
Coding region: 1-5094 (1697 amino acids)
Biological process (GO): transcription elongation by RNA polymerase II; regulation of DNA-templated transcription elongation; regulation of transcription by RNA polymerase II
Cellular component (GO): DSIF complex
Molecular function (GO): mRNA binding
Source: RefSeq, a predicted model, not a curated record
AUGUUUUUUCAAGGAGGAAGACCAUUUGAAGUUGUCCAGGCAAAUGACGGAAGACGGAUCCUAGUUUUUCUUGAAGAAGGAGGUGGCAGACGACAGGUUCAGACGUUGUCGCCACAAAGUCAAGGUAUUGUCGAGGCCUUCCCUCGAGAUCUUUCCUCGUUGUCAAGGAGACAGCGUCGUGGUCUCGAAAGCUUACGAAGAGACUUGAUCAGACGUGUACGAAGACGUACAAAUUGGAGUCGAUACACAAUACAGAGUGAUCAGAAUGGGACGCCUGAAUUGGUUCGUAGAAGAAGUAGACGCCAGAGGGCGCUUUCAAGAAACGACGUCAUACACAUGAUACGGGUAAUUAACCAGUAUCUAUCCGGAGAGCUAGCAACAUCUGGGACAACAAGCAGUUUAUCAACUUUAUUUUCUUCACAAAUGACUUCACCUUUAACGUCAACAUUUAGAUCAAGUUCAACAACCUUUAACCCAACGACAUCAACGACAACCUUACGAACAACAACCACCUUAAGACCAAUUUCAGUUGUAUCAUCAACAACUCCGUCAUCUCGUAUUUCAGAGUCACAGCGUAUGAUGCAACAGCUUAAAGAAGAGGAACAAAGACUUGUGUCACUCAUGCAAACCACGACUUCACCAACUACAAGACUUGCAACAGUUAACACGAUUGUAAACAGGCUAAAAGACAACGAAAGACAAAUCUUACAAGAACUUGCCAAUUUAGAAAGAACUACAAUACUACCACCGACUUCCCAGGUGACACCUAGCUUAGCUUCCAGAGAGUCCAUCCUCAACAAAACACGGGCAGACAUUGCAGUGGUGACUCGGGAUCUUCAACGGGUCCAAAGCGCACUUCUUCAGAGACUUCAUAGAGGAGACAUUAUGAACAAUGAACGUAAUACCCAAAGUAAUGCAGAACUUAUUCGUCUUCGAAAUAUGGAGCGAAAUCUUCUUCAAAGACGACGGUUUCUACAAGAAAGUCAGGCUAAUCAGAUUUCACACGAUCGAAUUCAACCAAUUGCAAAAGAGAGGAGAGAUGAAAUAAUGACGUCGAUUAAUAACUUGCUGAACGGACAACAAAUAGGGACAGCCCCACUUACCAGUGAUCUCCAGAAAGUCAAUACAAUUCAUUCUAAGUUUGAAAACGUCUUACUUUCGCUUGAAAAGGUCUUAAGUAAAGACGAACAAUUGUUCCUCAUUCAUAUUCUUGGUGAAAUAGAGAAAGGAAUAAAAGUGGACAGAAACAAUGCUCAACUCAACCAAUUAUUGCAAAAACUUUACAAUUUGUUACCUAGUACCGAUUACGUAUUUAUAAGAGACUUGUUGUUGGGAGAUAGCACUGAAAAUUUAACCAAACCUAUCACACUACAGCCACCGAACACUCUGUCUGGUUUUCCGAGUAAUCAAGUACAGUCUUUCCAUACAAGUGAUAUAGACAAAAUAGCCCAAGUCGUACAAUCUCAUCUUCAACCCCAGGAACUAGAAGUUGUAUUGAAACUUAUCUCCAUGAAUCAGCAAAAUGGGUCACACCUUCAAACUCCGUAUGUUCGUCUCAUUCUUCAAAAGCUACAGAAAAUGCUUACUUUCUCGGAAUACAAAACCCUCGAAAGACUGAUAAACGGAGGAAAUGGACAAAAUCAGCACCCAGUUGCGCAUGCCAACGCUGUAAACCCAAGAUUCAACCCAGCAACGCAGGAAAUAACACAGAUACAUCAUCAGUUAAAUCCUUUGCAACACCAACAAAUAGAUAAUAACAACAUGCCCCCAUCCACAUCGGAAUUUGUUGGUCAGCAGACAGUGAUGCAACAGCAAAACCAACCUUCAGCUUUGACUGGUCAGACUGGCAUUCAUCCGUUGGGUAAUGUUCCUGCAACAUCACAAGUUUUCCCUGGAGUGAUGAAUCAGAUGAUUCAUCCGAUGUUUCCCCGCCUCCCGUCUGCUUUCAUGCAGGAGCUCAUGUUUGGUGACACAACCGAUCCUCCAGAUAUCCCUGACCCCAGCACCCCACCCCCAACAAAAGCACCAGAGGCAACCGUGUUGUCCUCAAAUAUAGGGAUAGUAGAUAAGGUGUCUUCAUCUUCAACAGUGAAAGGAGGAGAUAUGGCGUUUUACAAAUUACCAACCUCUACCCCUAAUCCUAAUUUUGACAAGGGAAACAAUUCCAAGAAAAUUACCUCGCAUAUUAAUACAAUUAUGAACGUAUUGAAAAAUUCUGGGAUUCCUAAAAACGUUAAACUAGAGUUCCAUCUACCACAACAGAUGCAGGUUAAGAAAGAAAGUUUGUCGACGGUGGAAAAUAAAGCAGAACCUCAAACUCCUCAUGUAUUUACUCCACUUGCAAAACCAGCAGUUACAUUUCCCUUUAAACUUGAACAAAAUGCCAAAAAUACUCAACCUGACAGGAAAAAAGAUUACAUAAUACUAAAUAAUCAACAAUCUCAAGUUUUCGCGCCUUUCGAUCGGACAGGGGAAGCUACUCCAGUUCGUGUUCAAGUACAUGAUACUCAACCAAAAAAUAAACCUACUUUUCGUGGACCUCUUUCUAACCCCGGCAUCCAGGAUAGAUACCAGGUGAUCAGCGAAAGUCAUAAGGAUGAUUUAAAGAAAAUUGGUGCUAAUAUCUCAAAUAUGAAGACAUCAAAUUAUAUCGGGGAGACACCGGUUGUGUAUGAAGAUCAACAAUAUCCAAGAAAUGUUAUUUCGCAAAAUAAGAGGAACUCAAAUAUGAGCUUCACGAAUCUCAUCGGAGAUAGACUGGGAGAUAAUGAAAGAGUAUAUCGUAGAAAACCCCCCGCACCAAAGUCUGUAGAAGAACUUGAACAGAUGAACAAACGCUACUUUCAAAUUCCAUUAAAACAGUUGUUUCCGGGUCCAUUCAAGCAGGAGACGCCCAAAAGCGACAAUCCCCAUACCACAGUAGAUGUCAAUCGUAGAGUGCUUCCAACCGCACCCCCUUCUCAAUUGCAAUUUAAGAUACAGUCUAGAGAAGGAAAUAUACAAAACAUUCCGUCCAAAGCAAUAUCUUCUCUUUUGCAGCCUGGGAUAUCAAAUCAAUUUUCCAACAAAAUGGCAUCAGGUGCAGUGACAUCUGAAAUAAGGUUAGGACCAAUUUUGCCUACGAGACAAAUGCUUACAAACACAGAGCAAUCAAAGAUACUAGAUAGCACAAAGAACAUUAUUGACAAUAGUCAUCCUUAUACGCAUGUAUCUUCAGAUAGCAAUGUCAAACCUACUAUAAAUUUUAUGACUGAAUCCAAAAAUCUUGAAAAUAUAAAUCAAGGUAUAGAGAUGAAUUCUGCUAAUAAAAAGAAUGUGAUUCACUAUACAAAGCCUGUAUCAAAUAAACCAACAGAAGGGAUCCCUGUUACUUUGCCACCUCAGCAAGCUUCUUUCAGUGUUCCUCAGACAAACCAAUUUCUACAAAAGACGACAGACCAUGGCAGGAAAUGGGAAGAUGUAAAGAAGCUAGAGAAAGCCGCUGACAAUCAGAUAAAGAAUGUAAUCUUACACAGCGGUGGUCAGGUGAAAACGUCCUUCUGGGAUAACCUUAUACAGCAGGCAAAGUCGGGCACUUCAUCUAACCAAGUGAUUAAAAUUAAUCUUGAUUCAAAUCUGUUAGAAUCUCCUUUGCUGAAUGAAAAGAAGACGAAUGUCAACAACCCGAAGAUGGAAGAAGUAGAGGCUGAAGACACAACCACUACUACCACCACAACUACAACUACUGCCAAACCAAACGAAGAGUUCCGAAUGGAAAUUCAUACCAGUCAAGAUGGCGUCAGUAAGAUAAGUAUCAUUCCACAGGCGACUGAAGGUGAUAAACAUAAUUCAAAAUGCACACCAUCAUCAGAAGAUUUUAGAUGUUCUGGGGUGGUGCCUUUUGAUGCAGUAAAAUCUAUUGGAACAUGGUGCUUGGCAAAAUGUUUACAAGGGUCUUGUGUAGAAACUGUGUGUAACUGUUCAUGUGAUAAAAGGCUUCAUUCUUUUUCUGACCAUUCACAAGGAGAAAACAUGGCUUUCGCAUUAACAAAGGGUGACAACUCAAAUUCUACUCAAAUACAGGCAACACUUAACGAGAUCUACUCUUCGUUAAAGGAAAACACUAACUCUCAAGCUCAAACAAGUAGUAAUGAUUUGUCAGGAAGAAAUGAGAAUUAUGAAAAUGUCCAGAGAAUGAGUGUACAGAGUGUAAAUAACAGACAAAGUGCAGCACCCAACGAUCCUAUGAAUGUCCAAUUCCUGCUUCGGUCAAUAGAAGGCAUGAUAGAAAACAAACUUCGAGGAUUGACUCCAACAAAAACGUCUCCUCCACCAGAGGAGGAGGUGGAAGCAGAGGACAUCGUCACAACAACCCCUCCCUCUAAUAAUAACUGGAAUAACAAUGGUAAUAAUGACAACAAUAACGGGAAUAACAACGAAAAUUAUAAUAAUAACAACAAUUGGAAUAACAAUGGAAAUAAUAAAAACUGGAAAAACAAUGAAAAUGAUAAUAACUGGAAUAACAAUGGGAAUAAUAAUAAUAACAAUAACUGGAAUAACAAUGAAAAUAAUAAUAACUGGAAUAACAAUGGGAAUAAUAAUAACAAUAACUGGAAUAACAAUGGAAAUAAUAAUAACAAUAACUGGAAUAACAAUGGAAAUAAUAACAAUAAUGGAAACGGCUGGAAUAAUAACAUGCCACAAAACGGACAUAGUUCAAACAAUAAUAAUAAUGGUAAUUGGAAUAACCAAAACAAUGGGAAUAAUUGGAAUAAUAAUGGCAAUAACGGGAAUAACAAUCCGAAUAACUGGAAUAAUAAUAAUAAUAAUAACAAUAAUUGGAAUAACAAUUGGAAUAAUGGAAAUCAGUGGGGAAACAAUGGUCAGAACAAUGGGCAAUCGCAAAAUGGAAACUGGAAUGGACCAAAUAAUUUCGGAUGGAAUGGUCCGCCUCCAUAUUGGAAUCAAGGUCAAUGGAAUAAUGGUGGCGGACCUAACAACCACUGGAAUAAUAACCAACAAUGGAAUAACUGGGGCAGACCUGGGAACUGGAACAUGGCCUUUUCCCGGCGAAAUCAAUGGCAGGGUGGCGAGGGUGCCGAGGCGGCAGAUUGA